CCAAGUUUUGCUUUUGAAUGUAUAUAUAAGCACGAAUUACGAUAAGCAAGUGUCUUCACAGAGAAAAUGGCUCGUGGUCCGCUGCGGAGUCCUGUACCGUACGAUCUAUUAGGAAGCUCCGAUUGUUAUAGAUUGGAGUUUGAUUUAUUCACUCCAAGAGCACACUUCGUGAUACUUGCCAAGCAGCCGCCAGGGAAGCUAACAUUUGAAGAAUUCAACGGUGGUCAACGGCAAGAAUUGGUGGAAUUUGCAUCGGAAAUCAGCAAAAAAUUCAAAAUCAGCGGUAUCCUUUCUAUUCAUCGUGGUCAGUGGUUUAACCCAAAGCCUGAAAAGUUCCACGGGCAUUUCUGUGUAGAUGACGUGGAGGAGUAUGUAAAAAUUUAUGAAAGACUUAAAACGAGAAUCCCUAACUACCCGCACUCACUGGAAGUGGUCUACGCGAAUAAAAAAAAUUGGUUGAGAGGUACAAGAGCCGAGGACUACCCCGCCAAUGUACGAGCUUAUCCGCCUUUGGCAACGACAGCUAAAUAUUUCAACGCCGAUCGAAAGGACAUAGAGGACGACAGGGCUACAACUUCUUCGCCAGGGCCACGUGAAUUGGAUGGUUAUCGGUUACACUACGGCCUUCGCUACUUGCCGCGUAUAUAUUUCCAACCACUAGUGAACGACCGCAAUACAAGCCAAGUAAUGAAGUCGCUGAAAUGCUUAAACGCUUUGGACCAUUUUUCCAGGAGGUUUGUUUGCCAGGAUGGAGCCGGAAACUGGCACAGAGGCUGUCAUAUUUGUGUAUUUCUCAAACAAGAAAAUAUUGACGGCACACUAUCUGAUGGAUACGUCCAACUGGAUGGAAAGAUGUUCUACGACCUCUGCCCAGCGGACAAAAAAGAAAGUUGGUAUCAAGUUUUUAAAAAGAAAGGUCCACAGGAACUGAAAGUUAUGACUUAAUUGAUAUAGACUGUUCGUUCUUGUAUACUGUUUAUUAGCAGUAUAUGGAAAUCCAUAUUAGCUGAUGAGUAAUCAUUUGUGCCCCCUUUCAUCGUAUUCCAAAUCAUUUUACCUAUGUUGGAGGCCUUUUCUGAUAAUUUAGAUCUUUUUACUCUCUGGAUUGACUUAAUAUGCUACAUACCUAGAUGCAUAACUCCUUAAGAAAUCGCAUAGAAUCUAGAUCAAAUUUUGAUUCAGAGUAGAUCAUUUUCUUUCGAACUUUCGCUUUACUUGCCUGCUGUAUAUUAAUAUGCUCACACUUACUGGGUUGGUCUCUGAAGCUGAAAGUUUUAGGUGUUGGUUUGAUCCUAAAAUUAAAUUAAAUUUUUGAAAAAUUUUCCUUCACUCGAUAAAUGAUUCUCGAUUCAGUGCUGGCAUGAAAUGUCCAAGUCACUUGACUCUUAUCUUAUCUGGACCUGUCGUCGCUUGUGAAUGAUUUGAUAAGAAGGUUUGUGGUUAAAGGGAUAACAACUUUAUUUUGGGAAGAAGGUUCCAUAAUCAGAUUUUCCUGAGGUAAACGACAAUUUUCCCAUACUUUCCAAUGGUUAAUAAAUUCGUUCUGAUGUUCAAAGUUAUUGAAUUG
Lingula anatina is the source of this 1567-nucleotide messenger RNA. RefSeq lists its product as uncharacterized. Lineage: Eukaryota; Metazoa; Brachiopoda; Lingulata; Lingulida; Lingulidae. The record is from RefSeq and is a predicted model, not a curated record.